AUCUUGCCAUUGUCUAUAACUUCUUACCAAUUCCCAAACAAACCAAAGAUAAAGAUAAAGAUUCAUCUUUAUUAUACCUCUAUACCAAAAAGCUACCUUCUCUUUUCUCUCUCUCUGCAAAGCAAAAACAAAAGAUUAUGGAAAUGAUCAACAAAUUAGAAAAUCACCAUGAUGAUCAAUACAUUUUUCGAUCAAAGCUUCCUGAUAUUUACGUCCCAAAUCAUCUCCCUCUUCACAAAUAUUGCUUUGAAAACAUCUCCCAAUUCAGUUCACGCACUUGCUUGAUAGAUAGUGCCACGGGUGCAACGUACACCUAUGCGAACGUUGAACUCACCGCCAAAAGAAUUGCCCUCGGGCUCCACAAACUCGGAAUUGAUCAAAGACAAGUCAUCAUGCUCUUGCUCCCGAAUUCACCUGAAUUCGUAUUCGCUUUCCUCGGAGCAUCUUUCCGAGGCGCGAUAACCACGACUGCAAACCCAUUCUAUACUCCGUCCGAGAUCACGAAGCAAGCAAAGUCAUCGAACGCGAAGCUCAUCAUAACGCAAUCUCGUUAUGUCGACAAAAUCAAGUGUUACGCUGAGGAAAAUGGGGUGAAAAUUGUGUGUGCGGAUGAUGCACCACCCCCCGAGGGUUGCCUUAGUUUCACCGAGUUAUUAAUUACUCAAUCGGAUUACGAUACAUUUUUAUCUGAUAGUGUAAAAAUUCUUCCAGAUGACGUAGCAGCGUUGCCUUAUUCGUCUGGCACGACGGGGUUGCCGAAAGGUGUGAUGCUAACACAUAAAGGGCUUGUAACAAGUGUGGCACAACAAGUUGAUGGUGAAAACCCUAAUCUUUAUUUCCAUAGUGAGGAUGUGAUCAUGUGUGUGUUGCCAUUGUUUCAUAUUUAUUCUCUCAAUUCUAUUUUGCUUUGUGGCCUAAGAGUUGGGGCAACUAUUUUGAUAAUGCAAAAGUUUGAGAUAAAGGGAUUAAUGGAGUUAGUGGAGAAGUAUAAGGUGACAAUUGCACCAUUUGUGCCACCUAUAGUUUUGGCCAUUGCAAAAAGUCCAUUGGUGGAUGAAUAUGAUUUGUCAUCAAUAAGGAUGAUUAUGUCAGGGGCAGCACCAAUGGGGAAAGAGCUUGAAGAUACUGUUAGAGCUAAAUUGCCGAAUGCAAUACUAGGACAGGGAUAUGGGAUGACUGAAGCAGGCCCAGUUUUAUCAAUGUGUCUAGCCUUUGCAAAACAACCGUUUCAAGUAAAAUCAGGUUCCUGUGGGACUGUUGUUCGUAACGCCGAGAUGAAGAUCGUCGAUACCAACACCGGUGCAUUUCUUCCCCGGAAUCAUGCCGGAGAAAUUUGCAUUAGAGGUGAUCAAAUUAUGAAAGGAUAUCUAAAUAACCCAAAAGCGACAGAGGAAACAAUAGACAAAGAAGGAUGGUUACAUACGGGUGACGUUGGAUACAUAGAUGAAGAUGAUCAAGUGUUUAUAGUGGACAGGUUGAAGGAAUUAAUAAAAUACAAAGGGUAUCAAGUAGCUCCUGCUGAAUUAGAAGAUAUGCUUAUUUCCAAUGCAAAUAUAGCUGAUGCUGCUGUUGUCCCGAUGAAAGAUGAGGUUGCAGGAGAAGUUCCUGUUGCAUUUGUAGUGAGAGCAAAUGGUAGCAAUAUUUCAGAGGAAGAGAUCAAGAAAUAUGUAUCCGAACAGGUUAUAUUCUACAAGCGAAUAAAUCAAGUUUUUUUCACAGAGGCAAUCCCAAAAGCUCCGUCUGGGAAAAUACUUCGUAAAGAUUUAAGAGCUAAGCUUGCAGCAGGCAGUCUAGCUAGUAAUUGAGUACUUCUGUCAUGGAGAUACUAUAUAUACUUUUGUUUUUAGUUCAUCAUAUAUAGGAACUUGUAAAAUAUAAGCUAGAACGAAAUUUGUAUGCUUAUAAUUUGUACUGUAUAUUGAACCAAAUGACUUUACCCUUUUUGGUUAA
Messenger RNA from Lycium ferocissimum, 1950 nucleotides. Its product is annotated as 4-coumarate--CoA ligase 2-like. Gene Ontology annotation, molecular function: CoA-ligase activity. The transcript is spliced from 5 exons. Bases 138 to 1805 code for a protein of 555 amino acids. The record is from RefSeq and is a predicted model, not a curated record. Lineage: Eukaryota; Viridiplantae; Streptophyta; Magnoliopsida; Solanales; Solanaceae.